Dendrobium catenatum is the source of this 4618-nucleotide messenger RNA. RefSeq lists its product as uncharacterized. Gene Ontology annotation, molecular function: ADP binding. The record is from RefSeq and is a predicted model, not a curated record. Bases 575 to 3709 code for a protein of 1044 amino acids. The transcript is spliced from 3 exons. Lineage: Eukaryota; Viridiplantae; Streptophyta; Magnoliopsida; Asparagales; Orchidaceae.
AUGCUCACAUUCAUUGUCAGUGCAUGCAGUAGCUAAGGCUUACACAACUCUUUAUUGUCUAUUAUUUCAUUAAGAAACUUGAGCAAUAGCCAAUAAUCUGUACGAUCGGAAGCUGCGACAGUCGUUGGCUAUCGGCUCCCAGCAAAAUUUUUUUUUUUUUUAAUCACGGUACUCUCGGAUUACAAUAUCCGCAGGCAAUCUUGGAAAUUUUCAAGUAGAAUAGUUAUUAUUGGUCACCAAACUAUAGAUUGAUCUUGCCGAGCUUUCUCUCUACUGUAAACGGAUGAAUCUAUGGUUUCAUGGAACUGUUUCCUUAUGCAAACCCUUAACUCGGUAUGAUUAGGGUAGCCCGCAUUUUUUGAUAGAUGUCCUUGAACGUUGUCUACUGGUUUAAGAAUUACUAUUUCCACUGUGAAGUUUUACAAUUUUUGUUAACGUUGAGGCCUUAUUUAAAGAUGAUUGGAUUUAGUAUUUUUGAAUCUUAAUUGUUGAAAAUAUGCGCAUUCAGUUUUCCUUAAGUUGGGUGAAGCAAAAGCGUUCUUUUUAGUUCCUUGUAUUGUUCUAUUUGCCCUCCAUGGAUCCCUUACAAGCCAUUGCUUCUGCUACACAAAUUGUGGCAAGCAUGGUGGGAGCUGUCAGUGCACUAGAAGAAGCCUAUCGAGACCUCAGAGAAGCUCCCAAAAGAAUCAGAAUUCUUGAAUUAUUUGUAUGUGAUCUUGAGAAUGUGUUUAAAAACAUCAAGCAAAAGCAUGCCCAUAAACUUCAUAACAGCCAACUCGAGCGCCAACAUCUUAGCUUGGGUGCACUUAUUGAAAGAUUGCAUGUCAAUUUGUCCAAGGCAAGAAAAGAACUUUCCAAAGGUAAAACAAAGAGCUUUGGUAAGGUGGUGUGGAUUUCCAUGGUGGGUAAUCCACUUUCCAAGGUGAUUCAAUCUAUUAGAGAUGAUUUGACUUGGUGGCUUGAGCUGAAGAAGAUCUCAGACGAUAUAGAGAAAGCUGUAGAAUCCAACGCAGAAUCUCUGCCUCCUCUUUUAAGGGUCACUGUUGAACAAGGUUAUCCCGUGUCUAAGAAGUGUCAUUAUGUAAGAAAGCUGCUGAAGGAGGACAAUUCAGCCAAGGUUAUUCUAAUUGUUGGCUUAUCUGGUAUUGGGAAAUCUUGCUUGGCUCGUCAAGUUGCAUCUAGUCCGCCCAUUAGGUUUGUUCAUGGUGCUGUUGAGCUUAGGUUUGGUCGAUGGUGUAGCCGGGCAGCAUGCAAUGGAAAUAGAAUCGAGUAUCACAAACGAUUGGCAAAGAGGAUAUCUUGGGCUCUAAUGCAGAUUGGUUUCAUAAAGAAUUCUCAGGAAGUGAUGAGUGCUGAUCUGGAGGAUAUGACUAGCUUGCUUCAGACAGCAUUGGUAGGCAAGAGCUUGUUAAUUUUGCUUGAUGACGUAUGGGAGCAAGAUAUAGUAGAGAGAUUUGCAAAGCUGUAUAACAAUGAUUGUAAAUAUUUGGUGACCACAAGGAACGAGGCAGUUUUUGAAAUUACAGAGGCUGAGAAGGUGGAAAUAUGCAAAGAUGACAUCAAAGAGAUUAGCAGGGAUAUUCUUCUUCACCAUUGUCUUCUCAGCCGUGAUGAGCUACCGUCUACUGCAGAAAGGUUGCUUGACCGUUGUGGCCACCAUCCUUUAACAGUUGCAGUCAUGGGCAAGGCUCUGAGAAAGGAGACGAGACUGGAUAAAUGGGAAAAGGCCAUAUUUAACCUCUCAACAUAUGCAACUUGGUCUGAAAGCCCAAUUUCAUAUACAAAUGAAAAGAAUUCAGAGAGCACUUUAACCAUCUUUGGCUCAUUUGAAUUUAGCUUGGAAGCCAUGCCUGAACAGUCUCGGACUUUCUUCCUUGCUCUUGCUGCAAUUUCGUGGACCGAACCAGUACCAGAGGCUUGCCUAGAGGCAUUAUGGACUGUUUUAGGACAAGUAACUCUCUUCCCCCUCAUAAUGUCAAAGCUAGUAGAAGGAUCCCUAGUAAUCAAGAUGGACACACAGUUAUCCUAUCAUGUUCAUGAUAUGGUUUCUCUCUACCUUGAAAAUAAAACAGAAGAUGCAAUCAGCCGAAUUCUUAUGAAAUCCUCUGCUGAUUCUGCUGCCUCAAUUGCUCCUUGGCUUUUCAUCUUUGGAAAAGAGACUGCUAAGUUUAUUUCCAAGGAGAAGAUGGAGUCCUUUCUUAAUGCACAGGAGAUGCAAGUCAUCAAUACUUUGGAAAACAUCAUUCAGUCACUCAUGGCAAGCAAAUCAAUCUCUGAACUUGAAGCUAGCAGAAAGAGUUUCAGUGUUAUACUUGGUCCUAGAGCUGCAGAGCUCAUCUCAACUAGUAAUGGCUCACAAGCACUAAUUGUCGCAGUUUCUAAGACUAUCACAACCAUUUUUACCAAAGAAGAUUAUUGUGACCAUGCCCUCUCCUUUGAAAGCACUGUUGCAAUUGAUAGACUACUGAGUCUUUUACAGGACUGCGAUAACUUGCAAAGUCUAGCAAUUGUUACAAACUGCGUGGCAAAGAUUGCGGAGUUUGGGAACACUUCAACUAUUGACAAGGUUCUAAUGAGCGUUCCAAUGAAUCAGCUAGCUGAGCUAUUUGCUCCAGAAAGUGAGGAAUGGUAUGAGAGCGCAUGCACAUCUCUAAUGUCGCUUACAAAGGCUGGCAAAUCUAAAGCAGUUGAAAUGAUGAUGGCUUCCGGAAUUGAUAAGAGGCUUCUUGUGCUCCUCAAGAACGGCUCUGAGGUUGCACAGCAUCAUGCUAUUGUUGCUCUCAAGACAUUUUAUGAGCUUGAUGGGGUGAAUGAACAAAGUCUUCUUCCUCCUGGGGCCUUGAACAAUUUGCCAUGGAAUGUUAGGCUUAGCUUUGAAACGUUCAAAAUUUCAGAUAGAACCAUUACGUGUUCUCCUAAGGCUAAACUAUUUGAAGAUCUGCUUGAUAGGACCCUUAGCAAGGAAAGAAAACAGGUUUCUGAGGCAUUGCAGGAGAUGAUACCUAUUGUUGAGAAAGCAAGUGACCCAAUGAUCUGCGAAAUGAUCUUAAAAAGCCACUUGGUUGAAAGAUUAGCUUCACUUCUGCAAAACCGAGAUGGGGAAUGGGAUCGUGCAAGGUCGGAGUCUGCUUUCAUUCUGAUGAAACUAACAUGCUCUGGAGGCGAACCCUUCAUCCGAAGGAUUUUAAAGUCUGAUAUUAUUCUGGAGUUAGUCAGGAUGAUGCAAUACUUCAAAGAGGAUUUACAGGACUCAGCAUAUAUGGCUCUACAUCAUAUUAUAUUUGGGAAGGGAAGUGGCCUGUUCUUUAACAGAUUACUACAGAUGGGAGUCAUAGAGAGAUUAAUACAAGGGCUAGAUAGCAAGUUAUUGAAGACAAAGGAGCUGAACAUGCUCUUUCUAGUUGAUCUAGUUGAGGCAGGAAGCAAGCCUUGUAUAGAAAGAAUGUUAUCAUUGGGAUUGAUUGAGAAGUUGGUAAAUAUGGAGAAGGGUGGUGGGAAACUCGGUGGCGGAGUUGUGAGGUUUCUGAGAGGCUUGGAAUUGUGCAAGAACAUCUCAGCUGCUGAGAGAACAGUGAUUAAGCAGCAGAUUGUUAGAAAGGUGAGGGAAGCUGUGGUUGGUCAUAAGUUAGAAUCAAGUCUUGUCGCUUCAGUGGAAGACUUUGUUUCAGAAAGCUCUAGAGGUAGCAGCGGCUCUAAGCAAAGGAAGUAACUUCCAUCUUCAUUAAGAUGUAAAAUUUCAACUGAAGCUUUGGAAUGCAAGGAAUACGAUUUGACAUGCAUUGAACACAAGGUAUGCACGACAUAUCCAAUUAAAAAUAAAUAAAUUUAAAAAUAUUGGUGUAUUAUGAUUUAUGAGUUAAGUUAAAUAAUAAUAAUGAAAAUUAUGUGUUGACCUAAACAUUAAAAAAAAACGCUCAAAUCUUAAGUACCAGUCUGCUGUCGUGCUCCACAUGAACUCUGCAUGUCGACACCCAUUCCGCUCCGUCUUCUCUGUAUGAUCUCCGCUCCGCUCGUGUUGAUAAAAUGAGAAGACGAACGAGGCUUUGUUCUUCUUUUUCCCGCACUCCAGAGCCGCUUGAUCCAACUCCUUCCAUUACCUCUGAUCACACACAGCGUCCGGUUCCCUCUGCUGCCUCUGAACUCCAACACCCUAUUUGGCCUCCUCUGCUCGAUCGAACGAGCAAUUUGACCUCAUGCACGUUGCUUCAAUCCAAUUCUGUCAGUUCGAACUUCAUGAACCCAGUCGAAGCCAAACUCACGACCCAGCCCUCGAUUCUAGCUAUUGUGACGAUCCCACAGCUUUUCUCCCUCCAGUCGAGCUCUGCCCGAUCCCUGUACGUUUACUCCACUCUAAACCAACACCUCUUCUUCCAACCAAUUGAAUCUAAUGACCUCCUAUUGAUCGGACCCCAACCUCACACGAUCCAGCUCCCCUGCUUCAGUUGAAUCCCUGCAUCUAUUCGAACGAAAUCCCGUGCAGUCAAGAUCUAUUUCGAUCCCGUCACUAUGCUUGAUUCCCGCCGACUUCCUCAUGCAGCUCACAACACCAUCUGAAUCCCCUAACCUCAUUUUUUUAUUUGUAAUAAUAAUAAUUAUAAAAAAAGGAAAAAAAAAAGAA